Molecule: messenger RNA, 2008 nt
Organism: Nycticebus coucang (slow loris)
Lineage: Eukaryota; Metazoa; Chordata; Mammalia; Primates; Lorisidae
Product: RNA-binding motif protein, X chromosome-like
Exons: 1
Coding region: 140-1315 (391 amino acids)
Biological process (GO): positive regulation of mRNA splicing, via spliceosome
Cellular component (GO): spliceosomal complex
Molecular function (GO): RNA binding
Source: RefSeq, a predicted model, not a curated record
CAGUAGUGCUGGCGGCUUUUACGUUUGGUCUUCGAAGCCGGCAGCCGUAGGUUGUGCUGAGGUGCUGUUAGUAAGCCCUGUCAGCGAGCUCUUAGGAGCUUGAAACCUUCCUCACGCCUCCGACACGCCGAUAACAAAAAUGGUUGAAGCAGACCGCCCAGGAAAGCUCUUCAUUGGUGGGCUUAAUACAGAAACAAAUGAAAAAGCUCUUGAAGCGGUAUUUGGCAAAUAUGGACGAAUAGUGGAAGGGCUCUUGAUGAAAGACAGAGAAACCAACAAAUCCAGAGGAUUUGCUUUUAUCACCUUUGAAAGCCCAGCAGAUGCAAAAGAUGCAGCCAGAGACAUGAAUGGAAAGUCUUUAGAUGGAAAAGCCAUCAAAGUGGAACAAGCUACAAAACCAUCAUUUGAAAGUGGUAGACGUGGACCACCUCCACCUCCAAGAAGCAGAGGCCCUCCGAGAUGUCUUAGGGAUGGAAGAGGAGGAAGUGGAGGAACCAGGGGACCUCCCUCUCGGGGAGGGCACAUGGAUGAUGGUGGCUAUUCCAUGAAUUUUAACAUGAGUUCUUCCAGGGGACCACUCCCAGUAAAAAGAGGACCACAAGCACGAAGUGGGGGUCCUCCUCCUAAAAGAUAUGCCCCUUCAGGACCAGUUCGCAGUAGCAGUGGAAUGGGAGGAAGAACUCCUGUAUCACGUGGGAGAGACAGUUACGGAGGCCCACCUCGAAGAGAACCCUUGCCCUCUCGUAGAGAUGUUUAUUUGUCCCCAAGAGAUGAUGGAUAUUCUACUAAAGACAGCUAUUCAAGCAGAGACUACCCAAGUUCUCGAGAUACAAGAGAUUAUGCACCACCACAAAGAGAUUAUACUUACCGCGAUUAUGGUCAUUCCAGUUCACGUGAUGACUAUCCAUCAAGAGGCUAUAGUGAUAGAGAUGGAUAUGGUCGUGAUCGUGACUAUUCAGAUCAUCCAAGUGGAGGUUCCUACAGAGACUCAUAUGAGAGUUAUGGUAACUCACGUAGUGCUCCACCUACACUAGGGCCCCCGCCAUCUUAUGGUGGAAGCAGUCGCUAUGGUGAUUACAGCAGCUCACGUGACGGAUAUGGUGGAAGUCGAGACAGUUACUCAAGCAGCCAAAGUGAUCUCUACUCAAGUGGUCAUGAUCGGGUUGGCAGACAAGAAAGAGGGCUUCCCCCUUCUAUGGAAAGGGGGUACCCUCCUCCACGUGAUUCCUACAGCAGUUCAAGCUGCGGAGCACCAAGAAGUGGUGGCCGUGGAGGAAGCCGAUCUGAUAGAGGGGGAGGCAGAAGCAGAUACUAGAAAGAAACAAAACUUUGGACCAAAAAUCCCUGUUCAAAGAAACAAAAAAAAGUGGAAACUAUUGUCAUAACUACCCAAGGACUACUAAAAGGAAAAAUUGUGUUACUUUUUUUAAAUUUCCUGUUAAGUUCCCCUCCAUAAUUUUUAUGUUCUUGUGAGGAAAAAAGUAAAACAUGUUUAAUUUUAUUUGAUUUUGACAUUGCUUUCAAUAAGCAAAUGUUAAAUGUGUAAGACUUAAGUUGUUGUACUAGUGUUGUAAUUUUCCAAGUAACAGUGUCCCUAAAGGCCACUUCCUGAUUUUUUUUUCCCAGUAAAUGAGGCAAGCAAUUCUAAGAUCUUCCACAAACAUCUAGCCAUCUAAAAUGGAGAGAUGAAUCCUUCUGCCUAUACAAACAAGGUAGCUGUUAGAGGGUGGUUGGGGUACGCUACUCUUAGGAUUUCAGGGUGUCUUCAUACUGAAAUCUCAAUGUUCUCAGUAUGAAAAGCCUGAGAUCAGAUGCCUAUGUAAGGAAAGUACUAUUCACCCAGUAAACCCAAAAAAACAAAUGGAUAAUGCUGGCCAUAUUUUGCCUUUCUGACAUUUCCUUGGGAAUCUGCAAGUACCACCCCUUUCCCCUCCCCCAGGUAAGACCAUUUAAGUGUGUGUUAAACAACUACAGAAUACUAAAUAAAAAGUUUGGCCAAAACCCGCCC